UUCUUCUCUUCUUCUCCAUCUGUCUCUCAUUCUGUCCAUUUGAGAAGGGGUGGGGGCCAACUUCUUUUACCGUUCGCUUCUCUUUUGGGUUUUUAUCGUUUGCUUUUUUUAGUUUUUUUUUUUGCUGCUGUUGUUGCUUUCCUCUCGUUUUGAGAACUUUAUUUUGCCUGUUGAUAUUUUUUUUUGGUGUUUACCUGAUUCCCUCCCCCCUCUUUUUUCUUCAGUGGCUGCUCCGUGCCUGCCUGCCUGCCCCACCCCCCCUCUUUUUUGUCCAACGACCGGGAGGAAAAUCAGUGAAAAGGAAGCGAAAUUAAGGAGCUUUUUUUGAAAAUGGGCAGUUACAACAUUAACCUGGCCGGACCUGCCCCCUGGGGUUUCCGGCUGCAAGGGGGAAAGGAUUUCAACAUGCCCCUCACCAUCUCCAGGAUCACUCCAGGGAGCAAGGCGGCGCAGUGCAACCUGAUGCAGGGGGACAUGAUCGUGGCGAUCGAUGGGGUGAGCACCGAGGGCAUGACCCACCUGGAGGCCCAGAACAAGAUCAAGUGUGCCAACUUCAACCUGGCGCUCACCAUGCAGAGGUCGAAGCGUCCAGUUCCAAUGCCCACAGGUCCCCCAAGAAUCGAGUGUCUACCUAUCAUCCCUCACCAGAAGAUCAUUACCAGCCCUGCUCCCAACACUGAGUACACCACCAGCUUCAACCCCGGUGUGCUGAAGGACUCCGCCCUCUCCACUCACAAGCCAAUCGAGGUCAAGGGUCCCGGGGGGAAGGCCACUAUCAUCCACGCCCAGUACAACACCCCCAUUAGCAUGUACUCCCAGGACGCUAUCAUGGACGCCAUCGCUGGCCAAACCCAGGCCCGAGGCCCUGAGGCACCCAGUACGCUCCCCGUUAAAGACCCUAUCGUAGACAGUGCCUCCCCAGUCUAUCAGGCCGUGAUCAACACGAACGACCAGGACCAGGAGUUCUCUGACUGGGCACGCCGCACCACCCACCUGCAGUCCAAGUCCUUCCGCGUCCUCGCCCACCUGACGGGAACCGAAUACCUGCAAGACCCAGACGAGGAAGCUCUGAGGAGAUCAAGGGAAAUGUUUGAGUCAGAAGCUAAAGGCCCACGCUUUGCUAAAUUGAAAAACUGGCACAACGGCCUGUCGGCACAGAUCCUUAACCUAGCGGUAGACGAAGAAACUAGCCCCAGCCUGCCAGAUACUCCUAUUGAGCAUGCCCCGGUCUCCACAAUCCCCAUGCCCACUGCUCUGCCUGCUGAUGCUCCUGUUGACGCUGCUGCUCCCGUUGACGCUGCUCCUGUCGAUGCCGCUCCUAUUGACGCUGCUGCUCCUGUUGACGCUGCCGCUCCUGUUGACGCUGCCGCUCCCGUUGACGCUGCUGCUCCCGUUGACGCUGCCCCUGUUGACGCUGCUCCUGUCGAUGCUGCUCCCGUUGACGCUGCCCCUGUUACUGAUGAUGCUACUGCUAACGACGCUGCCGCUACUGCCGCUGCUGACGCUCCUGACGAUGCUGCUUCGCCCAGCGAGCCCGCAGCUGCGCCAGAGCCCGUAGCCAACGAUGUGGCGCCAGCUCCUCCCGCCGCCCCGGCUCCCGCCCCGGGGCCUGCUCCCGUAGCCCCCGCCCCAGAGAGCACACCGGCACCCCCAAAGUCUGAGGCCCCUGUGGCCCCCGCGGCCCCCGUGGCCCCUGUGGCCCCUGUGGCCCCCGCAGGGCCCCGCCACCUGUCUCUCGCCGCCUCCACAAUCUCCACAGCACUCAGUCACUCUAGUAACCCGGGGCCGCCCCCUACCACAGCACUGGAGGCCCUGUCAAUCACCCCGAUCUUCCGCACCAGAACUCUGCCCAAAAGAGUGCGCCCCCUGCCCAAGGGGAGGCCCUAUCACCUCAGCUUCAACAUGCAGCCGUCCGGUUACGCCACCCACCACAAAUCCCCUCCUUCCAGGCCACCCCCCCAGGCCCCGCCCAUGCAGCACAGCUCCAUCCAGAUCCCCAUGGGCCAGCCCCCACACAAGGUGGUCAGCACCGCCACCAUCCCGCCAGCCCACGCCUACCCUCCUCCGGCUCCCGCUCCGGUCCGUGUUCCCGCUCCAGCUCCAGCCCCUGCUGGGGGCCCCGGGGACAACAGGCCUCCCUGGAUCACCGACGGCGGCUUUGCCCAAAAGUUUGACCCCAGCAAGACCACCACUACCACAACGAAAAAAAUCCAGCCCCUGCCCCAAGCCGCUCCCCCACCCCCGGCCUACAUCCCCAACCCUCACCAGGGCCCCCCUGCCCCUAUCCCUGCUUACAACCCCGCCCCGGCCUUCAACCCCGCCGUCCUCCCCAUACCCCCCGUAGCGCGCGGUGUGGCCCAGAGGGCCGAGCGCUUCGCUGCCAGCAGCCGGACACCGCUCUGCGGAGCCUGCAACAACGUCAUCAGGGGGCCCUUCCUGGUGGCACUGGGGCGGUCCUGGCAUCCGGAGGAGUUUAACUGUAACUACUGCCACACGUCUCUGGCGGACGUGAGCUUCGUGGAGGAGCAGAGUGCCGUGUACUGCGAGAACUGCUACGGGGAGUUCUUCGCCCCCACCUGCUCCCGCUGCAGCACCAAGAUCAUGGGGGAAGUGAUGCACGCCCUAAGGCAGACGUGGCACACCACCUGCUUUGUGUGCGCGGCCUGCGGGAAGCCUUUCGGAAACAGCCUGUUCCACAUGGAGGACGGGGAGCCCUACUGUGAAAAAGACUACGUCGCCCUCUUCAGCACCAAGUGCCAUGGCUGCGACUUCCCGGUGGAGGCUGGGGACAAGUUCAUCGAGGCUCUCGGCCACACCUGGCACGACACCUGCUUCGUCUGUGCGGUGUGCCACAUCAACCUGGAGGGUCAGCCGUUCUACUCCAAGAAGGACAAGCCCCUGUGUAAGAAGCACGCCCACGCCAUCAACGUAUAGAUGCUGCGGGGGGCGCUGAAGGGGGGCGGGGGGGCACUUCUGUGACUCCCUGGCACUG
Molecule: messenger RNA, 2992 nt
Organism: Conger conger (European conger)
Lineage: Eukaryota; Metazoa; Chordata; Actinopteri; Anguilliformes; Congridae
Gene: ldb3a
Product: LIM domain binding 3a
Exons: 18
Coding region: 331-2934 (867 amino acids)
Biological process (GO): heart development; actin cytoskeleton organization; muscle structure development
Cellular component (GO): adherens junction; Z disc; stress fiber
Molecular function (GO): actin binding; muscle alpha-actinin binding
Source: RefSeq, a predicted model, not a curated record